Molecule: messenger RNA, 560 nt
Organism: Nelumbo nucifera (sacred lotus)
Lineage: Eukaryota; Viridiplantae; Streptophyta; Magnoliopsida; Proteales; Nelumbonaceae
Product: ATP synthase subunit epsilon, mitochondrial
Biological process (GO): proton motive force-driven mitochondrial ATP synthesis
Cellular component (GO): mitochondrial inner membrane
Molecular function (GO): proton-transporting ATP synthase activity, rotational mechanism
Source: RefSeq, a predicted model, not a curated record
CGAACGAGAGAGAGAGAGAGAUUUUAUUUCAAGAUAGAGAGAGAGAGAGAGAGAGAGAGAGAGCGAAAGAGGGAGAAAUGGCGUCGGCGGCGGGAUCAAGUGCGGCGGUGCCGUUCUGGAGAGCAGCGGGUAUGACGUACAUUACGUACUCAAACAUCUGCGCGUCACUAGUACGUAACUGCCUGAAAGAGCCAUACAAGACAGAAGCUCUUACCCGGGAGAAGGUGCAUUUCGCCGUUUCCAAGUGGGCCGACGGCAAACCCCAGAAACCCACUAUUCGUUCAGAUACACCUGAAGAAUGAGCGGAGGCAGCUGGUGGCUCAACUGUUUGCUGGAGUGGAGGGUUGUGUGUCUGCCUCAAUGGGGCUUCCUGUUUCUAUUAGAACACUGAGUUUAUUCUUCUUUUGGUAAGAUUUUAUGUUCCCAGACAAUGGUGGCAUUUCUUUUUUGGUUGUUCAAGUGGGAAUACACUGUAAUAAGGUAACUGCAAUUAUCAUACUUGGAAUUAAUCAAUAUUUUCUCAUUAUCCAAUGAAAUGUGGAUGAAUUGUUUAGGGGCUU